AUGUGGCCGCCUUUUUGGGAACAGUUCAACCAAGUGAUCCACAACAACGGUGGCCUCACCGACUUCGACAAGUUCACCUAUCUACGCUCAGUCUUGACCGGCGACGUGGCAUUGGCGAUCGCGGGCCUUCUAGCAACUGCGAGCAGCUACAGUGAUGCCCUGGACAUUCUAAAGCGGCGCUUUGCUAAGGACGACUUGAUCAUUCAGGAUCACAUGCAGCGACUCAUCGACUUGCAACCCGUUCGAUCCCCCAAUGACCUUCGUGGCCUUCGAAGCCUCUACGACACUGUGCAGUCCCAGACACGUGCCCUCGAGACUCUCGGGAUAUCGGAAGAUAAUUAUUCUUCAAUGCUCUACGCCAUUCUCCUGAAAUCGCUUCCUCACGAUAUUGUCCUCGAUUUCAACAAGACCAUCGCACGUCCAGAGUUUCGAGGAAAGGGGAGGAGCUGGAAGCACUGGCGAACAAGCACAGCGCACCCAGCAACAGAAGGCGAGCAUUAA
This is a messenger RNA of Dermacentor silvarum, 501 nucleotides long. RefSeq lists its product as uncharacterized. NCBI's taxonomy places the organism in Eukaryota, Metazoa, Arthropoda, Arachnida, Ixodida, Ixodidae. The transcript has a single exon. The coding region runs from base 1 to 501 and encodes 166 amino acids. The record is from RefSeq and is a predicted model, not a curated record.